This is a messenger RNA of Pleurotus ostreatus (oyster mushroom), 648 nucleotides long. RefSeq lists its product as uncharacterized. Lineage: Eukaryota; Fungi; Basidiomycota; Agaricomycetes; Agaricales; Pleurotaceae. The coding region runs from base 1 to 648 and encodes 215 amino acids. The transcript has 5 exons. The record is from RefSeq and is a predicted model, not a curated record. Gene Ontology annotation, cellular component: nucleus.
AUGAUGAAUCGACCAGUCCUGCCAUCGAUCCAUCUCCUCAUCCGCGAUGAACGAUCCAACGAAGCUGCUUCUUUAACGUUGGCACCCCUGCAGGUCUCUCCGCAAGAUCAUUCUUCACGACCACGACAUGCUUCUCAUGAACAGCGACAUGUAGCUAGAUCACUCUCUGAACCAUCUCCCAAGACUGCGCAUAAUUCGGGGCCCCAUCAGUUUCCUCAUUCACUACCGCAUUCUCGCAAACCUUCAGAGUCAUCAUACAACGCAACAUCAUCUUCAUCGCCUAAUUAUGCCUAUGCGCAACACCAGCCACACGGGGGCGCCUCACCCUCAGACUAUUUUCAGCCAAAUGCGCCACACUCGCGCCCAACGACCUCAUCGGGUAUGCCAGACUACGAGCGGCUAGCUGAGGAUGGUGAAGACAUCUUCUCAGCAUCAAUGAAGUACGAAUGCAACGUCUGCAUGAAACGAUUCUACCGCCCUAGUGGACUUAGGAUCCACCUUGCAUCCCAUUCAGACGAUAAACCAUUCAUAUGUCCUGUUGAAGGAUGUGGACGCAGUUUUGGCGUUCUGAGCAACAUGCGCCGCCACGCUCGGCUGCACCAAUCAGACAGCGAGAAUGCGGCAUCGCUAGAUGGACAUCAUCGAUAG